This is a messenger RNA of Brenthis ino (lesser marbled fritillary), 1398 nucleotides long. NCBI's taxonomy places the organism in Eukaryota, Metazoa, Arthropoda, Insecta, Lepidoptera, Nymphalidae. The record is from the annotation of a GenBank genome assembly.
AUGAAGCCUUUAUUUUUUGUUCUUACGUUGUUCAUACUAGUACAUUAUAGUGAAAGCCACAUCGAAUGGUUCACAAAAGAUAUACCAAACUUCCUCACAAACAAAGCAACUGAAAUAAAAAGCUUAAUUGAGACAAAGGUACACUCACUUAAAUCGAAUGUUGGGGCUAAAAAUCCUCGAAUGGAUGAACCAAAUUUUCAGAAUAUUAUUGGUUCACAGCCGGUGGAAUAUCAUACUAAUAACGAAGAUCCCAGCAUCUACAUGACGACGCCACAGUUGAUAGCUUCCCAUGGUUACCUUUCUGAGUCCCAUACAAUAGUUACUGAAGACGGUUACAUACUCACGGUUCAUCGAAUACCUUAUUCAGGAAAAGAAAAUUAUAAUUAUGUAAAUCAAGAUACAAUUCUACUUCAUCAUGGCCUCCUCGGCAGUUCAGCGGAUUGGGUCAUUCCUGGGCCUGAGAAGGGUCUUCCGUACAUACUUUCUAAAGCUGGCUACGAUGUCUGGAUUGCAAACGUUCGAGGCAAUACAUACUCUAGAUCUCACGUCUUUUUAAAUACAGAUACCUUUGCUUUUUGGAAUUUCACUUUUCAUGAAGUCAGCCAAUAUGAUCUACCCGCUGUCAUUGAUUAUAUCGUAAAUAUAAAAGGUCCAGAAGUAAAGUUGAACUAUAUCGGACAUUCAAUGGGCACGACUAUCCUAUUUGCUUUGCUCUCUACGAAAACUCAAUACAACAAAGUGCUAAGAGGAGGCUACGCACUAGCUCCUGUCGCUUUUAUGUCCAACGUCAGAAGUCCAAUUCAUCUCCUCGCGAAAUACAGUUAUGAUUUAGAAUUUAUAUUAAAACUUAUUGGUGUUAACGAAUUUUUACCGCACGGAAGUGUAUUAAGCUGGCUAUCUCAGCACGCGUGUGAAAUGAAUGAUUAUGAGCAGCAGAUAUGUGAAAAUUCAAUAUUUAUGUUAUGUGGGCAUGAUGAGAAAGAGUUCAAUCGAACCUUACUGCCUACAAUAUUAGGACAUACACCAGCUGGAGCCUCGUCUAAGACAUUAGUACACUACGCUCAAGAGAUCAAUAAUGCAGGGAGCUUUCAACAGUUUGACUAUGGUAUUCAAGGCAAUAUUAGAGCAUAUGGAACUUUUGCACCGCCAGAAUAUCCUCUAAACAAAAUAACUUUGCCAAUAGCUCUGUUUAGUGCUGAAAAUGAUUGGUUAGCCAGCGACGUCGAUGUCACCAAUUUGGCUGUUAAAAUUCCUAACCUUAUAGAACAUUAUAUUGUACCACUUAAAGAAUUUAAUCAUCUCGAUUUUGUGUGGGCUAAAGACGCGCCCACCUUAGUUUUCGCAAAACUGUUACAAUUACUCAAGGAAGUUGACGCUACAUAUAAUUUUGUACUACGC